GACACAGACAGACAGAGAGGGGGAGAGAGAGGGAGACACAGACAAACAAACAAACAUACAGGCAGAGACAGACAGAGAGAUGGAGAGAAAAUAUGUGUGAAAACCUUUGACAUAUAGACCCCCCCUCCGUCCCCGAAAGAGGAAAGGAGGGGUGUGAGUAAAGGUCUCUGAUUAACUAUUAUCUCUGGUGUCCAUGUCACACAGGAGACAGCAUAGUAUAUACAACUCUACACAGGAGACAGCAUAGUAUAUACAACUCUACACAGGAGACAGCAUAGUAUAUACAACUCUACACAGGAGACAGCAUAGUAUAUACAACUCUACACAGGAGACAGCAUAGUAUAUACAACUCUACACAGGAGACAGCAUAGUAUAUACAACUCUACACUAUUUUAUCAAACUAAUCUACACUGUGGUAAACUAAACUAAUAUAAACUAAAUAUACAAACUAAACUAUACUGUAGUAAACUAAACUAAUAUAAACUAAAUAUACAAACUAAUCUUCACUGUGAUAAACAAACAUGGUUCUCAGAAAAUAAGUCUGUGGUCACAUGGUGGUGGUUAGUGUCGUACUAUUGGUUAGACAGUUUCCCCUUUAAUGAGGUUGACUGUUAAAACUGUCUCUGAUAUUAGACUGAGUCACAUCGAGACUCCAGCUGUGCAGCGAACAGACAGGAACCUACAACUGAGAUCACAGCAGACUUUACAACAGUAGAAGUUACAACAGUAGAAGAUACAAGAGUAGAAGUUACAAGAGUAGAAGUUACAACAGUAGAAGUUACAAGAGUAGAAAUUACAAGAGUAGACCAGUAGAAGUUACAAGAGUAGAAGUUACAACAGUAGAAGUUACAAGAGUAGAAAUUACAAGAGUAGAACAGUAGAAGUUACAAGAGUAGAAGUUACGAUUUGAAGACAAAGAACCUAAACAAACAAAGACCAUGGAUAUUGAUGAUCAUAUAUACGGAAACGAAAGACCCAUCAUGCCCUGCAAGAAGGAUAGAGUUGGUGAUCAACAUUCAGUGUCUUGUCAGUGGUGGAAGAGAUACUCUGGAGCUGCUGCAGUGUGUCUGGGGCUGCUGUGUGUUCUCCUACUGGCUGGGAUCAUAGGCCUGUUUCUCUACCAGAAAAACCAAUUGACCAGUUCCAACACCCUGACUGAAGAGAGAGACCAGUUACAGACCUGCGGAAACAACCUUACUGAAGAGAGAGACCAGCUACAGACUAGCAACAACACCCUGAUCAGAGAGAGAGACCAGCUACAGAACGAGAUAGAACGUCUGAAACAAUUUUUAGUUGAGAAAGUGUGUCCGGAAGGAUGGAAGAAGCUUGGUAGCAGUUGUUACUACGUCUCUACUGAGUACAAAUCCUGGGAGAAGAGCAGACAGGACUGCAGAAAUAGAGGAGCACACCUGGUGGUCAUCAAGAGCCAAGAACAACAGACAUUAGUCAAUUGGUUAUGUGGACGAAAUAACUAUGUCUGGAUUGGUCUGACUGACUCUGUUUCUGAGGGGACCUGGAAAUGGGUGGACGACACACCACUGACCACAAAGUAUUGGAAACGUGGAGAGCCUAAUGGUGGAAGAGCAGAGAACUGUGUGUAUUUCUACUCCUGGUCAUCAGACACAGGAGAAUGGUGGGACUAUUACUGUUACUAUAAAUUCAGAUGGAUCUGUGAGAAAUAGGAUUCAUCCUCGGUACUCUCUGAACUGCUAAAUAAGAUUAUGCUAAGUACUAUCAAUGAUAAACUAUU
Oncorhynchus mykiss (rainbow trout) is the source of this 1750-nucleotide messenger RNA. The record is from RefSeq and is a predicted model, not a curated record. NCBI's taxonomy places the organism in Eukaryota, Metazoa, Chordata, Actinopteri, Salmoniformes, Salmonidae.